AUGAUAUAUGUCCCCUCCCAUCCCACCCUAGAAAGGCAUAAGAAAGCACUGAAACCAGUUCCCUCUCGACAGUAUCGCCUGGAGUAUUUUAGCAAAUCUUCGAACAUGUCGCUGGUAAUUUGCCUGUUCUAACUUUAUUCAUCUCUUUUGCAUGAUUUUUCGAUAAUAAGAUUUUUGUUGAUGUGUUUUCCUGUUUGCAGGAUAGUGAGUUGUCAUAUGCACAUCGUGAUGGGCGAUUGCUGGAAAUUAUUGACGAAAACUGGCAGAAGGACAAGCUACCUAACGACGGUGUGUAGAUGAACGGCGUUAACCUUGAAGCAUAGUUCGGCAUUCACACAGAUAACUCGAGAUCACCGGGAAAGAAAAAUAUUACUAAGUAACAGAGUUGAAAUUCAUUGGUUCAAAUACUCUCAGAAAUCUUCAUGGCAGAUGCCCGUGAGACCCUUUCGAACAGAGAGUUUGUUCGGAGAAUGACCUCGUUCAACCACGUUUCACAGCUGUUGUCUCGGGUUAACAUUGGUUCCUCGUUUAUUAAGAUAAUCGAAUGGUGCCAUAUCAGUAAAUCAGGUUGUUAUUCUUGGCAAUCGCCGCUCGAAACAAAAGUAGCUAUGCUAUCCAAGGGUAUUAGAGAACAACUUUGGGUAAGAGUCUCGCCCUCAUUCAUCGUUCAAACCCAGCCUUUUGAUCCAAUGUGCAGAGCACAAAUCAUUGAGCUGCCAUGCCUCUCCUAUGCCACACUAAACUGCAUCACAAGGGGAAAGCGAGGGGAAAGUCCAUGAGUACCCACCUCCCCCUACCCUGUGAGGAAUAUUAUUUUGAUUCAACCACGUACAGUUUACAAAACCAUAUGAGUGUAUCUCAUAUUAUAUAUUGGAUUAUAACUGAGCCCCUUUUCAACUUUAACCUUCAACUGACUUCUCAUUCUGUUUUAGAAAUUGCUGUUCCAGAAUUUGAACUUCCACCUGUGGAUGACAGUGACCGUGAGUAUAGACCAUUAUUUCUACUGUAGUGCAAGGCUUUCAAAGUUUUAGUGAAGGAAAGGUAUGCUCAAAAGCAUUUGUAAACAUUUCAUCAGAUGUUAGACUAUUGUUUAAAACAUCAAAAUUGGUUGGAACCAUAAUUUUAUGAUCAAUCCCUGAAGAUGAAAUGAUACUCUUUCAGGCAAAUAAUUCUCUUGUGAGUUCAAUAACCACUGCACAACACUAUUCUGUGCAAGGGUUCUGUUGUCUCAUAAAUUGAAAAUCACUUGUCAUGUGUUUCUCUUUCACUUUAAUUUACAGACAAUGGAGCCACAGACUCCCUAAAAGAGCAAGAACAGAAAUGGACAGAUCUUGGAAUCCAGCAGCUACAGGAAUCACCACAGCACACUGGAAACUAAAUGAAAACAUUGUAUUUGACAAAAUGCUAGUUACUAAGAAAGCUAGGGAAGAGAAAAACAAAUCCAUGGAUAUAAAGUUAGAGAUGGUUUUUGUUCCCUAUCAAACCAUGAUAAUUUAAGUUUACAUAUUUCCUUUUCCUACAAAUAAAUUAAUUAACCCUUUACACCCUAACAUCAGUAUGCAUAUUCUCCAUACUGAUCUCUGUACAUUUCCCAAGGUGCUGACAAGGAGAAUUAGCUUAACAAUCCAGAGCUUCUGUAGUUAACGAUCAUUUCCAUUAUCCUCAUGACUUUAGCGAGUGAUUCAGGGGUGAUAUUGUGAGGAGAAUUUAGAUGCUAAUCACUCUUAGACGUUAAAGGGUUAAGCAAUAGACUGCACUUCCUAUUGGUUUACUGGUGAAAUAACUCACUUAGGAUGUUGGGAAAACAUGAAAAGUUUGUGGUAAAUUAUGAGUGGUGUACUCAUUAAAUACUACACCACAGAUAAUAAUGAAAGAUUUGCUGCAAGCACAGGAAUAAGUACUACCAGUUGCAAAGACUAUUGAGAUUAAAAAAUUGUUUGGGUUGGAAGAAGAGCAUGUAAGAUUAACCAACCAGGUGUUAUGACUAUAAUAGUAACAUCUGAGAACAUAGUGCACAGUUUCUCUGUUUCUGAAUUGCCUGUAACUGCUGUUUACAUUACUUUUCGUAACCUUUUUUCACACAGAAUUCAUUACGACAAAUUUUCAAAAGAACCUGUGUUGAGUUUUAUUUUCUUUUUUCAAGGAUUUUUUUUAAGUACAAACUCUAGAGGCCAAAUAGUUACUUAACAACCAUCAGUAUUAUUAUUGUGUAACAAGAACUGUAACGAUGCUCUUAGUAUGAAAAUAAUUUACAUAUGAAAUGUAUAAAAUUUAACAUAAAAUAUGUUUUGAAAAUGUAAAGUGUAUCUUGACUCAUGCCUGU
Messenger RNA from Pocillopora meandrina, 2323 nucleotides. The record is from the annotation of a GenBank genome assembly. Lineage: Eukaryota; Metazoa; Cnidaria; Anthozoa; Scleractinia; Pocilloporidae.